Molecule: messenger RNA, 2218 nt
Organism: Chroicocephalus ridibundus (black-headed gull)
Lineage: Eukaryota; Metazoa; Chordata; Aves; Charadriiformes; Laridae
Gene: UBE2Q2
Product: ubiquitin conjugating enzyme E2 Q2
Exons: 13
Coding region: 340-1473 (377 amino acids)
Molecular function (GO): protein binding
Source: RefSeq, a predicted model, not a curated record
GGAGGGCAGGGCGAGGGCGGGGCGGCUGGCGGGCCUGGCCCAGCCCGCCGGGGAGGAAGGGGAAGGGGGAGCGGGCUGCGCUGUUGCCCUUUUAAGCGAGCGAGUGGGUGCCGGAGGCUGGUACAAAGGGAGCCGCCGCCGCGCUCGCCGUCCCCGUUCCCCCCUCCCCCCCCCGCCCCCUCCCCGCCGGCUGGGGCUGCCCCGGCCCCCCCCCGCCCUCCCGCCAUCUUCCGCCCCGCAGGCGCGGCCGGGGCCAGGGUCGGGCCGGGCCGAGGCGGAGGGAAGGCGGCGGCAGAGCGGGCGAGGCGGCGCAGGCCCGGGCCCGGAGAUGAGGCCAGGAUGUCGGUGUCAGGGCUCAAGGCCGAGCUGAAGUUCCUCGAGUCCAUCUUCGACAAGGACCACGAGCGCUUCCGCAUCGUCUCCUGGAAGCUGGACGAGCUCCACUGCCAGUUCGUGCUCCUGCCGCCGCCGCCGGGCUCCGGCCCGCAGCCGCCGCCGCCGCUCACCAUCCACUGCAACAUCACGGAGUCUUACCCCUCUUCAUCACCAAUAUGGUUUGUAGAAUCAGAUGACCCAAACCUGACUUCAGUCUUAGAGCGUUUAGAAGAUAUUAAGAAGAGCAAUACUCUGCUUCUUCAACAGCUGAAGCGAUUAAUAUGCGACCUCUGCAGAUUAUAUAAUCUUCCUCAGCAUCCAGAUGUUGAAAUGUUGGAUCAGCCAUUACCAGCUGGACAGAAUGGAACAACAGAAGAAGUUACAUCAGAGGAGGAGGAAGAAGAAGAUAUGGGUGAAGACAUUGAAGAUCUGGAUCACUAUGAUAUGAAGGAGGAGGAACCAGUUGAUGGGAAGAAAUCUGAGGAUGAAGGCAUUGAAAAAGAAAACCUUGCAAUCUUAGAAAAAAUCAGAAAAAAUCAAAGGCAAGAUCACUUAAAUGGUGCAGUCUCUGGGUCAGUUCAGGCUUCAGAUCGACUUAUGAAAGAACUCAGGGAUAUAUAUAGAUCACAGAGUUAUAAAACAGGGAUAUAUUCAGUGGAACUGGUAAAUGACAGCUUGUAUGAAUGGCACGUUAAGCUUCUAAAGGUUGACCCUGACAGCCCACUGCAUAGUGAUCUUCAGGUCUUAAAAGAAAAAGAAGGUGUAGAAUACAUUUUACUCAACUUCUCUUUUAAGGAUAACUUCCCUUUUGAUCCUCCCUUUGUGCGAGUGGUAUCUCCUGUGCUCACGGGAGGGUAUGUCCUAGGUGGAGGUGCAUUAUGCAUGGAACUUCUUACUAAACAGGGCUGGAGCAGUGCCUACUCAAUAGAAUCGGUCAUCAUGCAGAUCAAUGCCACUUUAGUCAAAGGAAAAGCCAGAGUACAGUUUGGAGCCAAUAAGAAUCAAUAUAAUCUAGCAAGAGCACAACAGUCCUAUAAGUCACUAGUACAAAUACAUGAGAAAAAUGGCUGGUACACUCCUCCGAAAGAAGAUGGCUAACAUUGAGGACUGUUGUAUACCUGGACCAAUAUCAACAAAACAAGCUCUUUUUUAUGUUUUCCAACACACAGACUCAAGCUAUGAGUGCCCCUAUAACAGCCGUACUGAAGACUUUAGCUAUUAGAUAAGUUAGUGGAUAAUCUGUCAACUGACACGUAAAGUAUAAAUUACAGCCUUACCAUUCCGCUCUUCUUAGGUAUCUGGACUGAGCAGUUUGGGCCUUUACCAUAUUUGUUCUUAUGGAUUAAGCGUAUUUGGGCCACGCCCUCCCUUCUCCCUUUUUUUAUUUGAAAGCGUAAGCUCCCUCCAGCAGGCUAUCGAGUUACUAAAGAUCGUUCAAUAGGAGUGAGUCGUUCACACACUUUUGUGUAUUUCUUACCUUUUGCAAAAUGCAGACUGCAGAGACUUACGUUGUAUUGUUUCAUUUAAAGCCAAGACGUUUAAUACAUUGUUUAAUACUGUUUUAGGAAAUGUCAGGUCUUGCAAAUCACAGUAGUUUUUCUGGUCUAAAAUGACAGCAUUUGUAGUAUUUCCAAAUUAAUGAUAUAGGAAAAACACAUGUAUGUUAAGUAAUUAAACAUUUUUCAUGGCUGUAUGAGAAUAUGAACUGUUUCUUGGAAAAGAUGCUCUUUGUUUAGAUUAUGUUAAUUUUUUGUUUUGGUUUGGAUUUUUUGUUUUUCUUUUCAUUUUUGGUCAGGUUUUUUUUUUUGGUUUUUUUUUGUUUUGUUUUUUUUUUGUUUGUUUU